AUGUCGAACACAACACAAUCCACAAACCAGGCUGAAGCCUCGCAACAGCCUCAGCAACAGAAGCCCCCCGUGUUGGAGGAAGACGACGAAUUCGAAGAUUUCCCCGUUGAGGAUUGGCCGCAAGAAGAAGCCGAGCAGGCGAAUGGAAACAACGGGCAUCUCUGGGAAGAGAGCUGGGAUGACGAUGAUGCCGGCGAGGAUUUCUCCAAGCAGCUAAAGGAGGAACUAAAGAAAGUCGAGGCGUCCAAACAAUGA
This is a messenger RNA of Penicilliopsis zonata CBS 506.65, 255 nucleotides long. RefSeq lists its product as hypothetical. The transcript is spliced from 3 exons. Gene Ontology annotation, cellular component: proteasome complex; proteasome regulatory particle, lid subcomplex. Gene Ontology annotation, biological process: double-strand break repair via homologous recombination; proteasome assembly; mRNA export from nucleus. The coding region runs from base 1 to 255 and encodes 84 amino acids. Lineage: Eukaryota; Fungi; Ascomycota; Eurotiomycetes; Eurotiales; Aspergillaceae. The record is from RefSeq and is a predicted model, not a curated record.